Messenger RNA from Rubroshorea leprosula, 557 nucleotides. The record is from the annotation of a GenBank genome assembly. Lineage: Eukaryota; Viridiplantae; Streptophyta; Magnoliopsida; Malvales; Dipterocarpaceae.
CUCCGGCAUUUCAGUUUCCUCAUCCGCGAUUCAAUUGUUCCCUGCCGGUCUCGCCGUCGAUCAAAGUAAUCCAAUUUCCGGCGUUCUUUCUUUCUGAAUUUUCGACAUUAUCUCUCAAACUCAGCAGAUCAAAACCUUAGAAAGAACCGGAACUGUUUAAUUUUUCUGAAUCCGGUCAACCCGUUUUCAAUUUCCUCGUCUCCGAUUCCACCGCUCCUUUUCGGUCUUGCCGUCGAUCAAUUUAAUCCAAUUCAGCUGCUCCUCUUUUCUGAGGUUUCGCUACUUUCUCUUCAAAUUCGCCUAACGCAAACCCUACCAAGUGCUAGAGUUGUUUAAUUUCUCUGAAUCCGCCUACCAGUUUUUCAAUUUCCUCAUCCCGAUACGCUCCCCAUCGGUCUUGCCGGUGAUUACGGAAAUGGAGUUGACGUUUAAUUGUAGCUGGUGGUCGAGUAUUGCUAAUUAUGUUAAGCUUUUCUAUUGUGUUAAUGGACAAAUAUUUUUGAUUUGUUCAUUUUGAAUACAACAUUUUUUAUAUUAAAUAUACAAAUGUUUAAUCG